AUGCCGCGCGGCGUGGGCGUGGGUGGCUUCUGGGCGCUGCUGUCAUGCGGCCUCGCGGCCCUGUGCGCCCUGGGUCUGCUGUCGCCAGCGUGGAUCGUGCCGCCCGCAUCCCGCGGCCCCAAGACGGCCCCCCCGCCGCCUCUGGGCCUGCUGGGACCCUGCCUGGCCCCCACCCCGCGGCCCUGCGCCCCCUUCGCCCUCGGGGGCCUGCGCAGCUUCGGCGACAUCCCGGCCAGCGCCUGGCAGACCAGCACCGUGCUGUGCUCGGGAGGCUGUGUGCUUCUGGCCCUCAGUGCCCUGCUGGCCGUCAUCUCUGUCUUCCUUCCCAGCGGGCUCUUGGAGAGGCGAGUCUGUGCCCUGGCUGGAUACAUGCAGAUGGCAGCAGUGUUCAUCAUGGCCUCGGGGCUCCUGGUCUACCCUUUGGGCCUCAGCUCAGCUUCUGUGAAGAACUCUUGUGGGAACACUGGUGUCUACAAUGCCGGGAUCUGCCAGAUUGGCUGGGGCUACACACUGGCCAUCGUGGGGGUCAUGCUGUCAGGCUUCUUGCCCUUCUUUGCAAAGUACGCGCCCAAAGAGCACAUCUCACCAACCCCGAUGCCCGCUAUUUUAUAGCAGCUGUUACCAACAAAAGGACAUCUUAUCUCAAACAAAGGGGCAGAAGAUAUAGGAGUAUUCUUUUUUUUGCUUUAUUGCUAAAACAAACACAAUGGAAACAAGGGGGUCUGUUUCAUCACCCCAAACUGCCCUGACCGUCUUCCAUCAGCAGGAGUGCCUAAGUCUGGGGUUGCAGUAGAACUCCUGAGAAUCCAAGGAGCCUCUGUUCUUCUCCAGGCAGAGAUCCCAGCCACAAGGGUCAGGCAAACCACACCUGUCUAGCCUCAGAGGGCAGCGUCUACCUCCCAGUUUCUUUUAUGUCGCAAACACAGUCAAUCUUUUUUAAAAGUAAUUCAUUUUCAUUGGUGAGUAGAUAUUAAAUUCUUUUAUAAACCCAGUUAUGACUACCAUCAGGGUGCUUUGUCAUGUCUUAAGAAUAAAUUCUCUGGAUAGCUAAAAGGAACCAUGUGUUGGCCAGAAAGAAGCCCCCUGGAUUAUGCAUGGCCAGAUAGAGGCAGGUGGGUCUUGGAAAUACAGAUUGAUGGUCUAGAAAGGCCCACCUGCUCUUCAUUUCCCAGGCCUUAGAGCCAUGGGAGACCUGAGGGGCCAUCUGAUCAUCUUAUGGAUGUAGCAAAGCAAGAUUCAAACCCAGGUCUGCUGACUUCAUAAUCAAAGGUUCUUACCAUUCUAUCAUGCUGUUUUCCAAUUGGUUAUUUUGAAAUUUUCCUUAAAAAGACUUCACGAAUUAUCUCUCUAGGUUAAAUAUUGGCAUUAAGUAGAACAAAAUGGAACAGCCAGAGAUUUGCCUGAUGUCGUGUAGAUUUGCUUGGGACCGACUUGAAAGGUAUUAGGACAAAAAGGCUGCCAUUUUCAAGAGAUGGGAGAGAUUUUCUAAAAACACAAACAUCUUUCCAAUAGUGUUAGAACAUGGGCCUCUGCACAUCUGUGCUGACCACCAUGUGUGUGCAUGUGUGUGUGUGUGUGUCUGUGUCUGUGUCUGUGUGCGUGUGUGUGUGUGAUGGCUGCAUUAUCUAAUCUCAAGAAAUCUUAAGCAUUUUUGAGGGUCUCAUCUUUGUAUGGAAUCACAUUGGUUUUUCUAUUGCAGGAGAGUCCAACAAAUACACCAUUUGCCUUAACCAACAGAGGACUUGGGUUCCAAGCUUAUUCCAUUGCCACAUCUCAUUGGGGAAAAAGAUUUGUGGUCCCAUGUAUGCCUGUCUUCAUAGUAAUUAACAAAGAAUGACCUAUGAUCUAUUUUAAUGCUAACCAGAAAUCUUGUCCGAUGAAUUUUUGAGAUGGUGAGUGGUGCCUGUGAUUGGAGCCAUCAAAUCCAUCGUCACAAUUAACAACUUUUCUGAGUCCUAAAUGGGUUCUUUGUUAAUUAUUUCUUGUGAAAAAUGUACUUGAAGGAAACCAGAGGAAAUGUUAGGGAAGGACGGGGCCACUAAACAGAGAAAAACCUCACUUGGGAAUAAAGUAAUAGAGGCAGAUGCAUUUUUACCAGUAGAGCUUCCUGAACCCUUCAGAUUUCAAACUGAAGAAGAGAAUUAUUUUGAGCACCAUUUUAAGGGGUGUUCUCAUGAACACCCAGGGGCAUAUUGUUCAUAUUGGGUAAUAGAAGUGAAAGGAAAUUAUGUGGUAAAAAGGAGAAACAUUCCGGGGAGUCUGGUGACUCCCCAGAGUCACCAGACCCACCCAGAGAAGGGCUGUGCCACAUGAGUGAGGAGCAGGAAGUCUGCAGUGAACCCGAGGACACACACAUGCACACAGACCCACGCCUGUGUACAUGCACACAAACGUGCACACACCCACACAUGUGCACGGACAUGCACGCAUAUGCAUCCCAUCUUUCUUCAGGUGCAGUCACAGCACAUGACACAUUCUGGGCUCUUGUUUUCAGAGUUGUUGAAUGAUGUGAUUAGGAGCCCAAAAGGUGGGGAAGAGGCAAGAGGAAGGGGAAUAAUGAUGGAUGUCAGGUUAUUUCCCUCGUGUUUCCCUUGUUAGGAAAGAGAACCUUGUUUUCUCAAGUCCCCUAGUCCAGAAAAACAAAGGUGAUGUUUGGGGGUCUCAUUCAGAAGGAUGCUACUCCUUCUGCAGGUCUGGAUUAGCUGAGAAUCUGCCCCUGCUCCUAGAAAGGGCAAGAGAAACAAACUUUGAUUCCCUGACCGGUUUGUGCCUUUCCAGUAGAAUCUAUUCAUUCCUGUUUUCGAAAGCGACAAAACCAUCCUCAGCCGCCGAGAAUGGUGGAUGGAGAGCAGCUGACGCCCCAGCAUCCUGUGGGAUUCCUCCUGAUAGCGAGCAAAGCGCAGUGUUUACACUGGUCGGGAAAAGUGAUUUAUUAGCACAAGAUCAGCUACCGUGCUGACAUAAGAAAUCCCGAAACAAGUAAGCUUGCCUUUGGUAAGCUUCACAGAUGUUGAUUCCUUGAUAAUUACAACUGAGCUUCUCUCGAAUGUUAGUGUACCCAACGACUUCUCGCACAUGAUGUGGGAAAUCUCAAUUUUUCAAAAUGUAAAGUCAACUUGCAUAUUUCCGGUUUUGAAUAUUUGUGCAUUUCUAAAACCAAUGCUGCCAUUUAUCUCACUAAAUUUUUCAAAGAAAAUAUUCUUAAUUCAACUAAUCACAUGUUGAUUAAUGCUGAUAAAUCACUUUUUAAACAAAUCAUAUUUAUAAGUUGAAUUGCGCCAACUGUUUCUUUUUAUUUUUUUAAACAUGAAACUUACUGGUUCAGGUUCAAAUUCCAGGGUUGUUUUUUCUAAAUUAAAAAUUGUUUCAAGUGUAACUAAACCAUGUACUGUCCAUACUGUGUUUCUGCAUUAACUCGAUGGCCACUUUGGGGAUGAGGACACUUUUCUGUGCUUGUUGAACGAAUAUUUGAGGUGUUGAAAAUACUGGCAUCUUCCAUUAGCCAACACUGUAAAAUAAAACACGUCGCCUUGUUCACUCUC
Trichosurus vulpecula (common brushtail) is the source of this 3542-nucleotide messenger RNA. RefSeq names its product transmembrane protein 211-like. The transcript has 3 exons. Lineage: Eukaryota; Metazoa; Chordata; Mammalia; Diprotodontia; Phalangeridae. The coding region runs from base 1 to 612 and encodes 203 amino acids. Gene Ontology annotation, cellular component: membrane. The record is from RefSeq and is a predicted model, not a curated record.